CUGUACAAUAAUACAACAUUGUUUUGUCUUGUGUUAGCUAUCCCAUUUGUGGUCUGGGAGCUCAAAUGCUCUGUAACCUUUGAUGAACAUGGUUUUCACUUUCCACACACAAAGGGGAUAUCUGCUGCUUGGUUUUGAGCAUGAAUUCUUGUGUUUUUAACUGUAAGCUAUAUGAAUAUAUGUGUGCUAUUCAUGCAUGACACAGAUUUUGCCUUCUGUCUUAUUUGUCACUUGUAAACUGAUGAUAAACCAAACAAAUGCUAGUCAAGACCCCAUAAUCACCAGUUACUUUAGCAUUUUAUGCUGCCUAUAUAUAUAAUAUCCGAGGGAGAGCAUUUGUGUUUACUUUGAGGGACCACAACUUUAUAGUUAGUCAAGACUCACAACUUUUUAUUUUUUGGCUUUAGAAUAGAUGAAACAUCAGUUUGUGUCUUUAAUACUGUACAAAGUGUGGGGAAAUAGUGUGUAAUUAGCAGAGACCAUCAAAAGGACAUUUUAUCUGUAGCAGCAAAACUUGGUUCAGAGCAUGAAUGAUAGUUUAUAUUAUGUUUCUCAACUAGAAAUGCUUCCGCGAGCUAAAAAAAACAAACAAAAAGAAUUCUAAUAAUGUAUAUACUCUAGACUUUUGUUAUGAUAUUGUUUUUAAAAUCUCCUAUCCGUUGACCUCUACCAUAAGUAGGCAUUUAUUAGUACUUCCUAAAGCAGGAAUCUGUUGUGACUUGUGAGAUAUUUGUGCUACCUCAUUUAGGUUGUUUAUUUAAGUGAUCAAUAAUUUACUACAGUUAGGUCAAAAUAAAGAAUGAGAAAGAUGGUUUUUAGCCUCAAAUACAACAAACUAGACUCAACAUGAAGUAUGUUAUUUUUCCCCCUUCGUUAUAUCAUAAAUUAAUCCUUUUUACAUUAUUUCUUUGUUUCUUUAGCCAUUUGUGCAUGUUUCCUUUUCUAAUUUGUAGUCUUGGAGUCUGUUAAAAACAACAGACCUUUUCUGAAUUGCAGUGAACUGAAUACUUGGCUACAAUAUCCAUCACAGCAGUAACACACUCAUCCAGUACAUUCACAGUGUGGGCUGGUGUUUAGUGAUGGAGUUUUGCAUCUCCAAGUUGUUACAUGCUGAUUCAGUGGUGUGAUGCCGGGCCCAUUCACACUACACCUCAACCAAUAAUAUCAAAAAUACUAUUAAGAACAAUUACUACAUUUGUAUAGCACUUUACCCUCUAAGCCACAAUAUACUGCAGAAAAUGUGUGCAGUGUUAUUGGAAUCCUUAAUGCCAUCUCCUACAGUUGUUCAUAUUUGACUGCAACUUUUAAAGAUGAAUUCCACACCAAGAGGAAACCUUUGUUGCACUGACCACUCUAGGUUGACAGUUUCUAACUGUGUUGCACUUCUAGCCAUACCCAGUUUGGUUUCCAAUGCCUGUUGGGCGUGGACUGAAGUGUGGUCUGUUGCACUGGUCACAGUAGCCAACAGUGAUGUAAUGUUGCACUACAGCAUGGUGUUACAUCAUAUUUGGUUUGCGAAUAGAACAUGAGUGAGAUGAGGAAUGAGAUGGCAGCAAAAGCUGGUUCCCAGCCUUUGUGUAGAUACCCUUUUAAAAACAACCCUAAACAUAAAAACGGACUAAAAUAGGACAGAAACACUGUAAAUAGGGAGUGACCAGAUUUAAAAGCUCAAGUGCCUAAACAUACAAAUGUAGACUUGUUGGAACCCUGUACCUGGUGAUUAAUAUUCUGAUCAUCACUAUUGGUAAGAUAAAUGCAAACUUUGCAAUUCAUUCACAAAGGACAAAGCUGUCUUUGUUCUCUGUGACUCAAAAUUUAAGUAGGAAGUUUGAUGCUUGUACUGAGGCAGUUCCAUUGCACCACUAAAUCCAUGUAAGUCCCGUGUGUCAAGAAGGAUUUGCACUAAGCGUGUUCACAUCAGGAACUUCAAGCUGAAGGAAACCCUCCCUCCUUCCCUUUUUUCUUGUCUUCUGGUCUUCUUUGAACUCUGAUUUAGUUUGCAACAUGUGGGAACUACCAGCCUCAGGAAUGGCACUACUCCCGUGUCCACAAUGCCAUUUUGGGCCCAUUUGGGGAACUAAUGACCGAGGAUGACCUUAAUCGUAUCGAGAAGCAAAUUGAGAACCUGCAGGUCAUGCAUAAGGUCUCAGAAGUGGAAAAGGAAUUGGAAGCAUUGGAACGAGAACUGCACCAGCUCUUGCCAGUUUCUGCUGCCCUGAACCAAGGGCACUUCUCAGUCAAUCCAAAGCAAGUGCAUGGCCAAGCUGAUGAUCUUCCAGCCUGGUGCAACAAGAUUUCCACCCUACUCAAGAGUAUGGCCAUUCUUCUUGCCACCCUUGGGGGCAAAGAAAUAGACAUCUUGGAUAUUAUAUGUCCUGGAUAUUCUCAGCAAGAGGCAGGAAAUGUGAGCACAGGUCAGCAUGAGCCAGCAGGAUCAGUUGGCACUGGGUAUAUUGGUCGGUCCUUGUCCUUCUCAACAAGAGAGGAUGUGGAGAACGAAAUUAGGCAGUGUGGAGUUUCGGUGAAAAACCUCAAAGCCAAUUAUGAAGUUCAAAGUCAGUCACAGACAGAUGCCAGAACAAAUAGAGUGUACAAACGCAAGAGGUCACUCCCAGUGGUGAGUGAAUCUAGUUAUCCACAGACUAUUUCUGAGAAAGAUGUGCCUUGUUCCUCUGCUGGUGUCCCUCCGUCCCACACCAAUGGAGGUUUGCCUCCAGUGGAGGAAUCGAACCUACCACUUGUUGAGGAGCCGGUAAUUGUUGCAUCCCAUGCCCCUCAGACAUAUACAACGUCUGAGGUAAUGGCUCCAAAUAAUCUUGAACAGUUCAAUCAGGUUCUGUCCUCAGACCCAAUUUUAAAUAAUGACCAACUAACUCGAACCUUGGAGGUACAAACAGAUCUAAGCUACGUCCAGGAAUGCAUUGAUAUGAGAAAAGAGAGAAUUGUUUUUCUGUUCCUUGAACACUGGCGAAAAUACACAAUCUCUGAAUCAUACCGGCCUAAAUAUAAGAGAGGGAAUCAUUUAGAUGUGUGCUGGGAGGAUUACAACCAAUUCAGUGCACAGAUUGGGGAGGAGGUGCAGAGUGAAGAUGACAAACUACUACUUUUUAUGAAGUCAAAGCAAGUAGUGGGGAAUCUGAUUGGCCACUGGAGGACAAUCAUGAGCCAAGUUCCCACUCGCCAGAUUCGCAGGCUCAGUCGGGCCCAGAUGAUCUACUGGCCGGAGCAUUUCUUACCACACAUCAAUGGGUCACCUGUGAGCUAUGAAAGCCUGACCCUUGACCUCUUCAUGCUCGGAUACUUUCAGCUGUUGGAAAUGACCAUGUCCCGGAGCGAACGCAAAUUUCGUCACCUCCUAUGCUACGAGAUGUUUGACCGUCUUGGUAGCCAUAAGUGGGAGGUCAUAAGGGAGUUUCACAAAGAAGUAAUGGGGGAGAUUGAAAAAGGUAAGAGAGACUGGGUGGAUGGCUUUGAAGACAUUAAGUUAAAGUAUUUUGGAGAUUCAGAUGUUGGGGGAGGCGUGAUGACUGCUUCUCUGCAGUCCACGACUCCUGACAUACCCAUAACGCAGGAGAUGCUUCCUCCACCACCUUCACAUCCUCCACCUCCUCCACCUAACCACCCUGCACCUCCGCCUCCAAAUGUCCAGAAUGGUCCACCUGAACCAUCUUCACAAUUGGAUGUUUCCCCAUCUUUGCAACCGGCUGCAGAGUCUGUGGAUCAGAGAAAGGAGGCCAAUGUAAAUGCUGCUGAAGCUGUGGUUGCAAAUGGAGGAAGUGCAGAGCAGGACAGUGUUCAGACCAAGACUGAGCCACAUACUGAUCCAGUAUUAAAAGCUGAGGCACCGCAGGGCACAACAGAAAGCUCUAAACCAGAUCCAGUGAAAGACGUUCCACCUGCUACUGUUAAAAUCAUUGAGGGACCUCAUGUUGAUAAACCUCCGCCCAAUAAUGAACCUAAUGAAGACUCAAUUAAAGUCAUUUAUGAGCUGAAAGAAUUCAGUAAUGAGGAGAUAAUCAGAUACAUUGACCGGAGUUUUGCCUUCUGGAAAGAAAAGGAGGCCGAGCUUUUUGAUAUUUAAAAACUUCUUGGACUGUAAACUCACUUUUGGACCAGUUCUACUGUCCAGACCAGAGAUAAAAUGCCAGAAGGGCAGGAUCAGAGAAGCAAACUUUCUGAGCAGAGUAUGCACAGGGAGAAGAAACUAAUCUGGUGGUAGCUUUUUAGGCCAUGUCACAUAAGGGACUUAGCUCCAGUAAAGCAUCCACUUAACUGUACUGACUGUGCUUUACCAUUUGCAUAUUUCUAAGUGGAUUAAAAGAAAGCCUCAUGUCAAAAGACAAAUUUACUGCAAACAUUUUAUUGUAUACUGUGUCUAAGUGUACUGAGUCAUGAGAAUUUUCAAUCAAGUAAACUUAAAUGCCAUGGUACAUUACAUGAGGACAAAUUUUUCAAAGAAAAGUUAUGCCAUAAAUCAUGUAGUGUGUGGAUUUUUUUGUGAAGACAAAGUUUUUAACUGACGGAACUGGUGAAACUCUGUUUACUUGAUUUACAGCACAAUAAUCCAUAUCACAUUUCAUCUGCAGAUAAUAUCUGGUUAUUAUUUACAGCUAUUAAAACUAAAAAAUUUUUAUGAAU
Sphaeramia orbicularis (orbiculate cardinalfish) is the source of this 4638-nucleotide messenger RNA. RefSeq names its product espin-like protein. Bases 2081 to 4081 code for a protein of 666 amino acids. Gene Ontology annotation, biological process: actin filament bundle assembly. NCBI's taxonomy places the organism in Eukaryota, Metazoa, Chordata, Actinopteri, Kurtiformes, Apogonidae. The transcript is spliced from 2 exons. The record is from RefSeq and is a predicted model, not a curated record. Gene Ontology annotation, molecular function: actin filament binding. Gene Ontology annotation, cellular component: cytoplasm.